UUCGUCACUGCGUCACGGUGCGUCAGCAGCAGCGAUGGCGGACAAGGAGAAGCGGCGGGCCGGGCCGACUCCUCCGGGGGUGGCCGAGGGGAGAGCCUCCAGGGCGGACACCGAGCGGGAGUUCCUGUCGCAGGCCGGGGUGGGCGAGCUGCUCCGGGGCGCCAUCCUCAAGAUGAUCGAGGCCCGCUCGGACGACCCCAUCGGGUUCCUGGCCGACCACUUCUGUAACCUGUCCUCCUCCUCCUCCUCCUCCUGCUCCUCCUCCGGGCCGGAGGGCGGCUCGGCGGGGUGCGGAGACCCGGAGCAGGUGACCAACGGGCCGCUGAGCGCUGGAGCCCAGGAGCAGCAGCACCUGAACCGGGCUCUGUGGCACCUGAGGCUGGCCCACCACUCCCACAGAUCUGCCUUCAGCAACAACGUCCGUGUGGCCUACGACCUUUUGAACCUCUCUGCUCCCCGUAGACGGCCGGCCGAGGCCCCCGAGGGCCCCGACGGCCCCGCCACCAGCCCGACCGAGGCAGCAGAAGGAGGAGGCGUGAGAGGAGGCCUCUACUCUCAGACUCUGCAGUGCCUGUGCAGCGAGGGCGGGGUCCCGGCCUCCACCUCGGCCCCGCUGCUCCGCCGCCUGCACUGCCAGGACCACGAGGCCGUCCCCUACGACGUCUUCCGCCACGGCGUGCUCACCUGCGCCGUCUUCUCGGACUACAUCCGGCAGGCUCAGAGGCUCUACGCCGAGGUGUGCUGCCCCGACCAGGGGCCCGCCUCCCAGGUGCUGUGCCUGGGCGUGCUGGGGACCCUGAAGGAGGCCCUGGAGACCUCCCAAGGCUGCGAGGCUAACGGCUGCGCUAAUGCUAACGCUAAAGCUAAAGCUAACUCCUGUCUGGAGGCUAACGUGAAGGCGAUUCGCUACCUGGAGGCCAGCGCCAAGAUCUCUCCGUAUAAGCUGGGCCAGGCCAUGGCGGGGGCCCAGACACGGGGCCCCGGGGGAAACAUGGACGCCAAGGAGUUUGAGAACGCAGCCGCAGAGCUUUUUAUCACUCGAGUUAAAGUCGUGUCGUAGAUUUCUCAUCAUUUAUGAAUGAACAACACAGUCCUACAGAGUCUAACUGCAGUAGCAACAUUUUUCAAAAUUGAGUUGUAACUAAAAAUGAACUCCUUGAUGUUUGUUUUUAUCUUGUGACAAUGUUUUAGGUUUCAAUUUUGCUUUAUUUCAGAGAAAUAAUUAUGUAAAAUAAACACAGAAUCCAACUCAAAACCAAGCAGUACACUGUAAAAAAAGGUGUGUCUAAAAACCAGAUUUUUGUUAUUAUUUGUUUCUUACCAAGAUAAAAAAAAAAAAACUUUGGUCAUUUUGUGACCGAAAAAAAGAUGUAAAAUGACACAAAAAAAGACAAAAAAAUACCAAAAAAAGAAACAAAAGACGUAAAAUCACAAAAACAGACAUAAAAAGACAAAAAAAAUACCCAAAAAAGACACAAAAUGACCUAAAAAAGACACAAAAACAAAACAAAAAGAUGUAAAAUCAUCAAAAAAAGAUAUAAAGAGACACAGAAAUAGUUAUUUUCAGAAAAAGAAACUUAAUCAGUCAACAUGAUUAGACACACACUGUAAAAAGGUGUUUAGUCUUAAAACCAGAUAAAAACAGUAAAUCUGAGGGAAAUGAUCUUGCUGCAUGGACAGAUAAUUUACCUUGACAAGAUUUAUUAAAUUAAGAUUAUUAAAUCUAGAAAUAAGCAUGUUGAACACUUAAAAUAAGAGAUUAACUCUUAAAACAAGAUAAAUGAUCUAACACUUCUAAAUCUAAAGAUUUUUUUUAUCUUGGUAAGAAACAAAUAAUUGUCAGUGCACUCUUUAUCUACCAAAAUAAAAGCUUUGAGUUCAUAUGAAAAGACCAAAAACUUUCACAACAAGAAGUCAGAAAAUGUUGUUUUUUUUUAAAUAUAUUUUUCUGUUUUCUUUAAAAAAAUAUUUGAGUUAAUGAAAAAGAAAGAAAACUAAUUUGCAUAACAAGCUUAUUAAAGGAAAUUAAACCGGGAUUGCUUUUGAAUGAGUCUACAGUCUAUUUUUUAAAAUAUUUUUUUAAGCAAAAUCCUGCAUAUUAUACCUUUUUAAAAUGAAUAAAAUCAUCAGGUCACUCUGCUCGGGCCAGUUCAUCACUGCUAGCAGCUUUAAUAUUUAAAACUUUAAAGCAGUUUUUCUCAGUUGAACCCUUUGUUUAGUUCCUGCAGUUCGACUCUGUAGGACAGAAUACUUUAAAUAAAGUAUAUCUGAGAGUAAAAACCUUCUGUGAACCUUAUCUAACCCGUAUUACCUCCACUCAGAAUGACACUAAAUCCUAUAAUAAUUCCAUUAUUUGGAAGAGAACACUAAUUAUAAAACAUAUUGUUUGAUGUAUUUUAUUUAACUCAUUAAAGUGGAAAAGAGGAGAAAUGGACCUGAUUUGCUGUGACUGAUGAGGAGUUCCUGUAAUAGACUAAAUGUGUUUGAUUGAGAUCAGUAUUGAUCCUGACAGAUUCCAUUAUUGUUCAGCCUUUUCCAUGAAAUGCUGCGAUUAGAAAACA
Molecule: messenger RNA, 2561 nt
Organism: Centropristis striata (black sea bass)
Lineage: Eukaryota; Metazoa; Chordata; Actinopteri; Perciformes; Serranidae
Gene: tpgs1
Product: tubulin polyglutamylase complex subunit 1
Exons: 2
Coding region: 35-1060 (341 amino acids)
Biological process (GO): protein polyglutamylation
Molecular function (GO): microtubule binding
Source: RefSeq, a predicted model, not a curated record